Molecule: messenger RNA, 1289 nt
Organism: Betta splendens (Siamese fighting fish)
Lineage: Eukaryota; Metazoa; Chordata; Actinopteri; Anabantiformes; Osphronemidae
Product: claudin-like protein ZF-A89
Exons: 2
Coding region: 40-1170 (376 amino acids)
Biological process (GO): cell adhesion; bicellular tight junction assembly
Cellular component (GO): plasma membrane; bicellular tight junction
Molecular function (GO): structural molecule activity
Source: RefSeq, a predicted model, not a curated record
CUGUGUUUCAUCCCUGGUGCAGCUGACUCCUCCAACAACAUGGCGUCCACAGGCCUCCACGUGUUCGGCGUCCUCCUGGCGUGCGUCGGCUUCCUGGGAGACAUCGUCAUCUGCGCGCUGCCCAUGUGGAAGGUGUCCGCUUUCAUCGGCAACAACAUCGUGACGGCGCAGGUCUUCUGGGAAGGUCUGUGGAUGAACUGUGUGAUGCAGAGCACUGGACAGAUGCAGUGCAAGGUCUACGACUCCAUGCUGGCUCUGCCCCAGGACCUGCAGGCUGCCCGGGCCCUGGUGGUGGUCUCCAUCCUGGUCGUGCUCUUUGGGCUCCUGCUCUCGGUCGCGGGGGGGAAAUGCACCACCUGCAUCGAGGACGAGGCCUCCAAGAACAAGGUGGCUGUGGUCGCGGGCGCCGUCUUCAUCGUGGGCGGCCUCCUGGUCCUCGUUCCUGUGUGCUGGUCCGCCAACGCCGUCAUCAGGGACUUCUACAACCCCGGCGUGGCCGACGCCCAGAGAAGGGAGCUGGGCGCGUCCCUGUUCAACAUGGCGUCCACAGGCCUCCACGUGUUCGGCGUCCUCCUGGCGUGCGUCGGCUUCCUGGGAGACAUCGUCAUCUGCGCGCUGCCCAUGUGGAAGGUGUCCGCUUUCAUCGGCAACAACAUCGUGACGGCGCAGGUCUUCUGGGAAGGUCUGUGGAUGAACUGUGUGAUGCAGAGCACUGGACAGAUGCAGUGCAAGGUCUACGACUCCAUGCUGGCUCUGCCCCAGGACCUGCAGGCUGCCCGGGCCCUGGUGGUGGUCUCCAUCCUGGUCGUGCUCUUUGGGCUCCUGCUCUCGGUCGCGGGGGGGAAAUGCACCACCUGCAUCGAGGACGAGGCCUCCAAGAACAAGGUGGCUGUGGUCGCGGGCGCCGUCUUCAUCGUGGGCGGCCUCCUGGUCCUCGUUCCUGUGUGCUGGUCCGCCAACGCCGUCAUCAGGGACUUCUACAGCCAAAUUGUGGCGACUGCACAGAAGCGGGAGCUGGGAGCGGCGCUGUUCAUCGGCUGGGCCUCAGCAGGAUUCCUCCUUAUUGGCGGCGCGCUGCUCUGCAUUCGGUGUCCACAGCACAAAGACACCAGAUACACGGCCAAAUACUCUGCACCGCGAUCAGCGGCCCACGCGUCAACCAACCCCUGAUAUGGAGUCUAACGUUCAGCUUUUUAAAGAGCUACUUGCACCUUUCUGCAGAUGUCGGACUUGACUCAAUCCUCUAUGUAUUUUAUGAAGCCUUUUAAAUAAAUUUUACUUCAAGACCA